GUGUGCUCUGACUAUUUAGUUAUUUAAACGUAAAUAUUCAAUUAAACCAGAAGGGAAAAUUUAUGGUAAUUGAAGUGCAAUAUGCACGGACACUUUUUGAUCGUAGGGUUGAUCCAGACCCUUUUCGUGAUUGUCAGUAGCCUGGACCAAGAUACCAUUGCGAAGCUCAAAAAGUUUGUAAGCUGCGAGGAUAGGGAUUACCUUCCCAAAAAUGGGAUCUAUAAAGAUUACUGGGUACUAGAAAACUAUAUAAUGGCGGAGCAUGGUCCACUUUCCUGCUUUUCAAAUGUUACCUAUACCAGUCAUUCGGAUUAUACGUAUCUGGAUAACGUAGUUCCCCUUCUGGAACGCUGGCGAUCUCCUCUUAGCUUGGCUAUUUAUGCUCCCGGAUCGGAUUUCGAACCCACUGUAAACAGUAUUUUGUAUCUGCUGCAAUGCCAUCCUGGCAGGAACUUGGUUCGCGAACUCACCAGCUUUCAUCUAUACUUCGAUGUGGAGCAUCUGCCACAUGUGGUUCUCUCUCCGGAAAAAGCUAUAAAAAUAAAAGCCAUCUGCAAAGCUCCUCCGCCUUAUGAGAAUGUGGCUAAAAAGGAUCUGUACAGAUCUCAGAGGAAGCUCGAUUAUCCCGUGAAUAUGGGUCGCAAUAUUGCGCGGAGGGCUUCGUUAACUCAUUUCGUUCUGGCCUCCGAUAUCGAAUUAUAUCCCUCGCCAGGAUUGGUUCCAGCUUUUAUGCACUUUUUGGGCCAUCAGGUGUUUGGGAGACCAGGACAGCAACCGACGUCUCCAGUGGUCCAUGUGCUGCGUAUUUUCGAGGUGAAGGCCAAUGUUUCAGUUCCGAACACCAAACCGGAGUUGCAAAAGUUGAUAAAAUCGAAGGAAGCGGUUCCCUUCCACAUGAAAAUCUGCUCACUCUGUCAUCAGGGACCAAAAUUGGGAGAGUGGAUAAACGCCACCGUUCAAUCGGAUCACCUGGGAGUGUUCAAUGUGGGUCACCGUUCCGAACUGGACAAUAUGUGGGAACCGAUCUUCAUUGGCACCGUCGAGGAUCCACCGUACGACGAACGAUUAAGUUGGGAAGGUCAGAGGGAUAAAAUGACGCAGGCUUAUGCCAUGUGCGUCCUGGACUAUGAAUUCCACAUCCUGGACAACGCCUUCUUGGUCCACAAGCCCGGCAUCAAGCAACCAGCUAAAACUGAAUCACUGUUCUCCCAAAAACGUCACACCAAUGGAAUAAUUAAUAAAAAAAUUAUUAGGGAACUGCGCUUCAAGUACGGUUACCGAAAAGGAUGUGUCAUCUAAAAAGCGGAUUGUUGUUUUAAAUUGUAAAUUGUCAAAUAAGUAUGUGAAAAAACGGAAACGUAAAACUCUGUUUGAUGGUAAGCUAAAAACAUUUGUUUUCAGACAUUUCAGUCAUACCAUUCUGUUGUAAAAAAUUUUAUGUGUUGAAAUUAUUGUAAAACGGUCGAGUAGUUUCAUACAUAUGUUCAUAUGUUGGUGGAAAUAAAAAAUUUACAUUUAAAACCAAA
Drosophila ficusphila is the source of this 1526-nucleotide messenger RNA. Its product is annotated as beta-1,4-glucuronyltransferase 1. The transcript has 2 exons. Lineage: Eukaryota; Metazoa; Arthropoda; Insecta; Diptera; Drosophilidae. Bases 82 to 1299 code for a protein of 405 amino acids. The record is from RefSeq and is a predicted model, not a curated record.